AUGGAAGUUGACGACAAUAGACUAGAUCUAAAUGGAGUUUCUUUCAAGUAUCUAGAUGAGGAGGAUAAUAGAGGAUUGGAAGAUAAGUUUUUGAUGGAGGAAAUUAGAGAAGCUAUUUGGAGUUGUGAUCUAGAGAAGACGCCAGGUCUAGAUCGGUAUUCUAUGGAAUUUUUCAAGUGUGGCUGGAACUUUUUGAAGAAGGAUAUAAUGGAGUUUAUCGAGGAAUUUCAUACAAAGGAUACAUUUCUAAAAGCAAUCAUAGUGACCUUCAUUGCUCUAAUUCCUAAAAUUAAAGAAAGUUGUGGGAAAAGUAGUUUUGAAAUGCCAAACUGCAUUUAUUCUGGGGAGAGUGAUGUUAGAUGGGUGGUGGUGGAAGUGAAUGAGAUCGUAGACUUUGCAAGAAGAAGUAAGAAGGAGUGUUUUCUAUUCAAGGUGGAUUUUACGAAAGCCUACAAUUAUGUAUUGUGGGAUUUCUUGAGAUUUAUGUUGAGAAGAAUGGGCUUUGGAAGUAAAUGGAGAUUAUGGACGGAGGCGUGCAUAUUCAGUACUUCUUACUUGGUUCUCGUGAAUGGAAAUCCAACCAAGGAAUUUAGGGGUGAAAGGGGGUUGAAACAAGACAAGGGGAUCCCUUUAUCUCGUUAUAAUUGUGAUAGAAGGCUUAUUCAAGAUGAUGAAAAAGGCUUGUUGAAAUGGAGGUUUUAA
Molecule: messenger RNA, 702 nt
Organism: Vicia villosa (hairy vetch)
Lineage: Eukaryota; Viridiplantae; Streptophyta; Magnoliopsida; Fabales; Fabaceae
Exons: 2
Coding region: 1-702 (233 amino acids)
Source: RefSeq, a predicted model, not a curated record